This is a messenger RNA of Closterium sp. Naga37s-1, 5622 nucleotides long. NCBI's taxonomy places the organism in Eukaryota, Viridiplantae, Streptophyta, Zygnematophyceae, Desmidiales, Closteriaceae. The record is from the annotation of a GenBank genome assembly.
AUGAAUGUACUUCCAUGCAGAUCUCCCAUCCCGUCGUCGCCUCUCCCUCUCGUUCGCCGUCGCCUCUCCCUCUUACCCGCCACCGCCUCUCCUUCACAUCCCGCCGUCUCCUCCCCCUCGCAUCCCGCCGUCGCCUCCCUCUCACAUCCCGCCGUCGCCUCCCCCUUACAUCCCGCCGUCGCCUCCCCCCCACAUCCCGCCUCGCCUCCCCCCUCGCAUCCCGCCGUCGCCUCCCCCUCACAUCCCGCCGUCGCCUCUCCUCUCACCGCCGUCGCCUCCCCCUCUCAUCUCGCCGUCGCCGCUGACGACAGCUGCACGAGCGCGAGCUGGCGGGCGAGCGCGAGGUGGUUUCUUAGGCGCCGUGAUUCUGAGAAGAGAGCGAGAGGAGAGGAGGAGGGCGAAGGGGAAGGAAGCAAGAAGCUUAAGGCAGAGGAGGCAGCAGCAGUAGCUGAUGGGGACGAGCCGGCUGCAGCGGCUGCAGCGGCUGCGGCGGCGGAUGGAUCAGAGGCAUCGGCCAAGCCAGCUGGCACGAGCUCAUUGGUGGAGAGUGCGCUGGAGCCCGCGUUUGUGAUGAUGGAGGUGGGUGGUGCUGCGCCAUGCAUUGCCCCAUCCCUUUUUUCGUCUUACUGGUUCCCGCCUCUGCUUGAUGGUGGACGGGGAGCACGUGCCGUCGUCAGUGAUGGUGGACGGGGUGCACGCGCAGCACUUCUUCGGCACGUGGUGCACGACCGCAGUGGGUUGAGGGGGCAGGCAACAGUGGCUGCUGCUGUGCCUCUUAUUGCCCUCUCACUCCUUCUGACCCACCGUUCCCCCAUUUCCCUCUCAUCCCAAGCAGACCUGUGGAGAGCGAGAGACAGGAGUCCCGUGGAGAGCGAGAGACAGGAGGUGGUGGUGGAGGUGCAUGACGGUCCUGUAGAGAGCGAUAGACAGGAAGUGGUGGUGGAGGUGCAUGAUCGCAGUGGGUGCAGGGGGCAAUUAACAUACCUUACACCUGUGCCCCACGCUUGUGCUCCUUUGCCCGCUCUGCUGUUCUCACUCUCUCUUCCAUCCAGUCCUGUGGAGAGCGAUAGACAAGAAGUGGUGGUGGAGGUGCAUGACCGCAGCGGGCUGAGAGGACAGGCCACGGUGCCUGCAGCUACGCUCGUGGACGAAGGGGUGGUGAACGGUGAGAGUGAUAAGGGGUGGAAGGGGGGAGUGCUAAAGGGUGGACGGGUGAAUGAUAGGGCCAAAGGGGUGAGUGAUAAUGGGUUGGUGGGUGUAUCAUCAGGGUUGAAUGGGUGGGUGGCGAGUAAUAGGCCAAGAGCUCUCCUGCCCGGGGAGAGCCACGUGUCUCUGUCGCCUUCUCCCCUUGAUUUCUUACCCCCCUUGAUUUCUUACCCCCCUUCACCCAUCACCCCCCUCUCCCCCCCCGCCGUCUACCGCGCUCAACCCUCCCAGCGCCCGGGUGCCCACGUGUCACUGUCGCAGCGCUGCCAUUGGCUGGCAGUGAGGGACACGUGUCAGCAGGAGGUGGCUCGCGUGCAGAUCGCAGUGUCUCUCGUGCCCUGUGCCAGGGACUAUGGCACGCAGUGCCAGCCCAUCACAGAGUCAGCAGCAUACGACUGGGUGCUCGCAGCAGCCAUGGCAGCUCAGGGCUUCCACGCGCGCAACCUGCGCCUCUCGGGCCCCUGGGAGUGGCUGUGCGAUCAAUUUGCUACCUGCUAUGGCGUCUCUACUCAUUAUACCAAGCUCAGGUACCUCACACGAGUGAUGGACGUGGCAACACCAACAGCUGACUGCCUUACCCUGAUCCAUCAGCUGCUGGCGCCGGUGCUGCAUGCACACGACAGUGACGGCAGCAGUGUGACUAAACAAGAGGCACGCAUGCUAGCAGACAUGGAAGAGUGUGUGGGCGACCUCCUGCAGCUCACAUUUGAAAACUACAAGUCGCUCAGCGAGUCUGCCCCUUCAGGCAUCGCCGACUCGUCCCGUUCCGCCGCCCACCUCUGUGCCUCCCUGGGGCGAUCGCUGGUGGGGGCAGAGGCGGCAGCGCUGGUGGCGCCGGCUAUCCCUCCCGCGGUGCAUCUGUUUGGGCUUCUGAACGACCUGCUGCUGCCAGAGGUGCAGCAGCAGUUCUGCGAAUACCUGCAGGAUGGGGGUGCAAGCGUGUGUGUGGCAUGUGGCGGGAGGUGCAGGGGGGAUAUCGGCAUUCACGACCAACACAUUCUGCCCAGCUUCGUGGGCCUACCUACCCACCCGAGCCGACAGCUGGCGUGUACAUGGUGGAGCAAAGAAAGGGCUGGCUCGGCGUGCUUGAACAAGCUGGCGCUUCCCUUCCCUUCUUCCCUUCUCCCCCCCACCUCCCAGCUUCGUGGGCCUACCUACCCACCCGAGCCGACAGCUGGCGUGUACAUGGUGGAGCAAAGAAAGGGCUGGCUCGGCGUGCUUGAACAAGCUGGCGCUUCCCUUCCCUUCUUCCCUUCUCCCCCCCACCUCCCAGCUUCGUGGGCCUACCUACCCACCCGAGCCGACAGCUGGCGUCACCCGCUGCCACAUGUCAAGAACCUGCUGCACGCCACUGCUGACGUGGAGGACAGGCUCAUGCUGUGGGGCGUGGGCAAGGUGCCUGGGGGCCUAGAUGCAAGGGAGCUAUUCGGAGUGUACGUGGAGGCAUGGAUCAGAGAGCGUUCCAACACACUCAUGGACGUCUGCCGAGCUCCCAAGUGGGCAGUGCUGGCCUCAUGCUGCCAGAAGUUGGCCUACAGUGCCCACAGCCAUUAUUCCAGAAACUUCGGGCAGUCCUUCUUGGGCGUGUUGGCAGACGACUCGGUGCUAACCCCAUCCCCUCCACCCCAUCCACCCCGUGCACACUGCCCUCUGUGCCUCACAGACUUCGGGCAGUCCUUCUUGGGCUUGUUGGCAGACGACUCGGGCGCCGUGAGAGCCCUCUGGGGCUCCUUCUCCACCUUCGUACGCCGCUGCCUGCCCCCCUCCUCCCUUUUCUACUCUCUCCUCUCCUUUUUCCUCGCCUUACUCUUCUCCCCUUUAGUGCAUCGCAUUCCCUCUCCCUCUUGCUCUCCGUCUUUGAGCUUCCUCACGUUCUUCUUUCUCCCUCCCAUUAUCAAGGCACAGGAGGAGGGAGACAAGGCCGGUGAGCAUCAGCAGCAGCAGCAGCACCAGGAGGAGGAGGCGGGGGCAGACAACAGCCUGCUGAUGAACGGGCGGCUGUGGGCCAUGCCGCGCAUGCGAGUGCUAGAAGCCGAGCUCGCCCCCAUGCUGCUGUCCAAGGCCAGGAGCUUCGGCCUCUCAGAGCAGUGGGUGCACGUGCUGGCCCCCUCUGCUGUGAUGCUAUUUCCCUCUUUCCCACCCCCCGUCCCCACCUUCUCACUUACCCUUUUCAUCCCUCUCAACCCCAUUUCCCCCUCACACAUCCUUGUUCCUUCCCGAAUGCAGGUGCACGUGCCGUCGUCAGUGAUGGUGGACGGGGUGCACGCGCAGCACUACUUUGAGUGCACGUGCCGUCGUCACACUUUUUCGGCACGGCGCAACAUCGUGCGGGGCUGCCUCUCCUCCCCACCCACCUGCUGCGGCCGCCUCUCCUCCCCCCCCACCUGCUGCGGCCGCCUCUCCUCCCCCCCCACGUGCUGCGGCCGCCUCUCCUCCCCCCCCACCUGCUGCGGCCGCCUCUCCUCCCCCCCCACCUGCUGCGGCCGCCUCUCCUCCCCCCCCACCUGCUGCGGCCGCCUCUCCUCCCCCCCACCUGCUGCGGCCGCCUCUCCUCCCCCCCCACCUGCUGCGGCCGCCUCUCCUCCCCCCCCACCUGCUGCGGCCGCCUCUCCUCCCCCCCCACCUGCUGCGGCCGCCUCUCCUCCCCCCCCACCUGCUGCGGCCGCCUCUCCUCCCCCCCCACCUGCUGCGGCCGCCUCUCCUCCCCCCCCACCUGCUGCGGCCGCCUCUCCUCCCCCCCCACCUGCUGCGGCCGCCUCUCCUCCCCCCCCACCUGCUGCGGCCGCCUCUCCUCCCCCCCCACCUGCUGCGGCCGCCUCUCCUCCCCGCCCACCUGCUGCGGCCGCCUCUCCUCCCCGCCCACCUGCUGCGGCCGCCUCUCCUCCCCGCCCACCUGCUGCGGCCGCCUCUCCUGCUACAACUGCCCCCUUCCUGUUUUUAACAUCAUGUUUUUCUCUUGUGUUACUGCAGGCAUCUCCGCGUGCACAUCGCUCGAGAGCCAUGGAUCAAGGAGAGAAGAGGAAGCGGCUUGAGGAGUCGUCAUUGGGUGAUAUCGACAAGGAUGUGAUAAAAGACGAGAUGAAAACUAUUUCGAAGGAGAAUCUUAUUUCUAUGGUCUUUCCUUGGGUUAUGGAGCACAAGCUUUAUCUUGAGGAAAUGGAAAACGUCGUCAACGCUGACGAGGCGAGCCGCAAGUUCCAUGUGUUAGGGGUGCCUAACAUCUCAGCAGAUACGUUGAAGAAAGCGUUUGAAAAGUUUGGCGAGGUGAAAUUUGCCGGCUUCGUUAUUGAAUCGCCGAGUAGGCACAUACCCACUGGGAUCAUCAUUUUCAAAUCAACACGCUCUGCAUGCUUGGCGCUUCGUUGUGAGGAAAAGAUGGUCAUUCAAAACCAUGACGCAUAUUUCUAUCGUCCUACGAUUUGGGAGCCCAUGUCGAUGCCGGACAACGAGAAUGACGGCCAAACCGCUCCAGCCGCCGCGCAGUCUGCUCCAGCCGCCGGGGAGCUUGCUCCAGUUGUCGAGGAGCCUGCUCCAGUUGUCGAGGAGCUUGCUCCAGUUGCCGGGCACCCUGCUCCAGUUGCCGGGCACCUUGCUCCAGUUGCCGGGCAGCCUGCUCCAGUUGCCAUGCAGCCUGCUCCAGUUGCCGUGCAGCCUGCUCCAGUUGUCGGGCAGCCUAUUCCGGUUGCCGGGCACCCUGCUCCAGUUGCCGGGCAGCCUGCUCCAGUUGCCGUGCAGCCUGCUCCAGUUGUCGGGCAGCCUAUUCCGGUUGCCGGGCAUGCUGCCACAGUUGCCGUGCAGCCUGCUCUAGUUGCCGAGCAGCCUGCUCCUGUUGCCGGGCAGCCUGCUCCAGUUGUCGAGGAGCUUGCUCCAGUUGCCGGGCACCCUGCUCCAGUUGCCGUGCAGCCUGCUCCAGUUGUCGGGCAGCCUAUUCCGGUUGCCGGGCAUGCUGCCACAGUUGCCGUGCAGCCUGCUCCAAUUGCCGAGCAGCCUGCUCCUGUUGCCGGGCAGCCUGCUCCAGUUGCCGAGCAGCCUGCUCCUGUUGCCGGACAGCCAGCUGCAGUUGCCGGGCAGCCUGCUUCAGUUGCCGGGCAGCUUGCUCCAAUUGCCGAGCCUGCUCCAGCCGCCGCGCAGUUUGUUCCAGCCGUCGCGCAGCCUGCUCCAGCCGCCGCGCAGCCUGCUCUAGCCGCGCUGUCUACUCGAGGAGGGCAGCCUGCUCGAGGAAGACAACCUGCUUCAGUCGAGCUGCCGACGCGUAGAGUUUAUGUACAGAGCCUUCCUUUUAAGUUGUCGAAGGAACAAUUUCAAGACAUUUUUCAGCAGUACGGGGAGAUUGAAGAAUGUGACAUCAUUAAUGAGCGAGGACGCGCAACAGGAUAUGGCUUUGUCAAGUAUCGGACGCUGGAGGAGGCAAUGAAG